AUGCCACUCGUCGUACCCGGCCUACAAACCAAAGACCCCGCGUCCUCUGCGCAGAGCGCUGGAGGGGAGAAUAAUAAGGAAGAGUGGAUGAGCAAGCUCAUGGGGAAGAAGUUGGGGGAUGUGCAUGAUGAGGUCACGUUCGCGAAGCAAGAUCUACCACAACGGCACCGCAUAGUGCCCCCGAAUAGCUUUCAGACGACGGAUUUCGUGCCCGAGAGGCUGAAUGUGCAUGUCGAUGAGGACGGGACGGUGAGGGGGGUGAAAUUUGGUUGA
Westerdykella ornata is the source of this 273-nucleotide messenger RNA. RefSeq lists its product as uncharacterized. The coding region runs from base 1 to 273 and encodes 90 amino acids. The record is from RefSeq and is a predicted model, not a curated record. The transcript is spliced from 2 exons. Lineage: Eukaryota; Fungi; Ascomycota; Dothideomycetes; Pleosporales; Sporormiaceae.